AUGAAGCAGGGACCUCAGCUGGGCCUGAGGGCACCAGGAGUCUCCGUUCGGCCAGGACGAGCCCCCUACGUGGUGGGGCACAACUUAAUAAAGGCCCACGCGGAAGCCUGGCACCUCUACAAUGAGACCUUCCGGGCAAAGCAAGGAGGGUUAAUCUCCAUCACCAUCAACUCUGACUGGGCAGAACCAAGGAACCCACACAACCAGGAGGACGUCGAAGCCGCCAGACGGUACUUGCAGUUUCUCCUAGGUUGGUUUGCUCAUCCCAUUUUCAAAAAUGGGGAUUAUAAUGAAGUGAUGAAGAAGAGGAUUCGGGAACGCAGUCUGGCUCAGGGUCUCAAGAAGUCCCGCCUUCCAGAAUUUACUGAAAGUGAAAAGCAAAGAAUUAAAGGCACGUACGACUACUUUGGGCUAAAUCACUACACCACAGUUCUAGCCUACAACUUGAACUACCCUGCUGGCGUGAUGUCCUAUGACUCCGACAGGGGUGUAGCCUCAGUGAGCGACCGCAGCUGGCUCAACUCGGGUUCUGCCUGGCUAAAGGUGACACCCUUUGGCUUCCGAAAGCUCCUGAGAUGGAUAAAGGAAGAGUACAAUGACCCCCCCAUUUACGUGACUGAAAACGGGAUCUCGGAAAGGGGAGCCUUCAACUUCAACGACACUUGGCGCACGCAUUACCAUCGGAGCUACAUUAACGAAGCGCUGAAAGCCGUUGUGCUGGAUGGUGUCGACUUGCGAGGCUACACCGCGUGGACGCUGAUGGACAACUUCGAGUGGGCAGUGGGCUUUGAUGAAAGGUUCGGGUUCUACCACGUGAACUUCACAGACCCCAACUUGCCGCGGCGCCCCAAGGCCUCCGCCAGGUUCUACUCACAGAUCAUCAACUGCAAUGGGUUUCCAGACCCAGCAACGGGCUCACAUCCCUGUCUGGAACCGGAGCCUGAAGGGACAGUGGCACCAACAGACACCGCCCCAGCCCCGCCUGAGAGCGUGCACUUUUUGGGACUGGAGUUAACAUCACAUAGUGCAGAAACAGGGCUGUACGUGCAAUUUGCUCUUUGUGUGGUUGUGGUGUUGGUCUUGGCUCUUCUUGCAUAUAAGUAUGGAAAAUUAUCCAAAAGAUCCCGUAAACGAAAACACAUGGAACUUCAUAAACUGUAAAAUUUUCACUUGCUAGUGUCUGUUUGGUUUGUUUUUUAUAAAAAAGCCUACAGCACUAGGAAAAGAAACCUGCUUGUACUACUGCAACUGUGUCUUGCCUCAGA
This is a messenger RNA of Calidris pugnax (ruff), 1265 nucleotides long. RefSeq names its product lactase-phlorizin hydrolase-like. NCBI's taxonomy places the organism in Eukaryota, Metazoa, Chordata, Aves, Charadriiformes, Scolopacidae. The record is from RefSeq and is a predicted model, not a curated record. Gene Ontology annotation, biological process: carbohydrate metabolic process. Gene Ontology annotation, molecular function: lactase activity. The transcript has 7 exons. Bases 1 to 1161 code for a protein of 386 amino acids.